Hippoglossus stenolepis (Pacific halibut) is the source of this 540-nucleotide messenger RNA. RefSeq names its product cocaine- and amphetamine-regulated transcript 2 (gene cart2). The record is from RefSeq and is a predicted model, not a curated record. Gene Ontology annotation, biological process: G protein-coupled receptor signaling pathway; negative regulation of appetite; adult feeding behavior. Gene Ontology annotation, molecular function: neuropeptide hormone activity. NCBI's taxonomy places the organism in Eukaryota, Metazoa, Chordata, Actinopteri, Pleuronectiformes, Pleuronectidae. The transcript is spliced from 3 exons. The coding region runs from base 131 to 433 and encodes 100 amino acids.
GGGGGCUGAAGGGGGCGGGGCUCUCCGUCCAAACACCUCGCGCGGUGCGGGCAGCGCGUGACAAACAACCGGAACGGAACUAGAACCGGUGGCAGCUGUUUCUCCUCCGGUUCGUUUUGCCCGUGGCACCAUGUGGGCGCGAGCUGUGCUGUGCGCGGCGCUGCUGUGCGCGCUCUGUCCGGCCGGAAGGACGGAAGCCGAGCGGGAGGUUCAGGACCACCGCUACAAGUCCAACAGACUGCUGGGCGCUCUGCAUGAGGUUCUGGAAAAGCUUCAGACCAAGAGGAUCAAUCCCUGGGAGAAGAAACAUGGACAAGUUCCCUCAUGCGAUCUGGGGGAACACUGCGCCAUCAGAAAAGGAUCUCGCAUCGGAAAGAUGUGCGACUGCCCCCGAGGAGCCUUCUGCAACUUCUUCCUGCUGAAGUGCUUAUGAGCCAAUCAGAUCAACUGUUUAUUUGGAAAUGUCCAUUAAGACAAAUGUUUAAGAUGUGAAGCAGCGUGUGAAUAAAUCUGUGAAGCAUUAAAGGGUUUUACUGUUUA